This is a messenger RNA of Diospyros lotus (date-plum), 642 nucleotides long. RefSeq lists its product as uncharacterized. The record is from RefSeq and is a predicted model, not a curated record. The transcript has a single exon. NCBI's taxonomy places the organism in Eukaryota, Viridiplantae, Streptophyta, Magnoliopsida, Ericales, Ebenaceae. The coding region runs from base 1 to 642 and encodes 213 amino acids.
AUGUCCCCAUUAAAAGCCCUGUUUGGUUACAAACCGCCUAUUUUACCAGUAGUGAGCAACUAUUCAACGGUGCCCACUGUGGAGGAAUAUUUGCAGCAAAGAAUGGAGGUUUUGCAGCAGCUAAAAAGGGAGUUAGCUUUAGCUCAAAAUAGGAUGAAGCAAAUUUCGGACAAAAAGAGAAGUGAGAGGAAUUUUGAGGUGGGAGAAGAAAUGUAUUUGCGGCUUUGGUACCCUUAUUUGAAGUCUAUAUCCCAUGGACAAGUGUCCAAGCUUAGCCCUAAAUAUUAUGGGCCCUUUCCCAUAAUUGAUAGGAUCAGACAAGUAGCCUAUCGACUGCAACUUUCGAAGAACUCCCACAUCCACCUAGUGUUCCAUGUGUCCCUCUUGAAGAAGUCAGUAGGAGCACAAAAGGUGAGUCCCUCCCUACCUACGCUGCCUAGGGAAAAUCGUGAAGCUCUAAAACCAGAGGCCAUAGUGGACAGGCGAGUCAUUUACCAACAAGGGGCACCACUAAUCCAGGUAUUAGUCAAGUGGCGAGAUAAGAUGGCUGAGGACAGCACUUGGGAGUACCUUUUUUAUUUGCUCAAGCAGUUCCCAAGAUCAGCCAAUCUUCUUAGCAUUCUUGAGGACAAGAAUUCUUGA